CGAACAGUCUAGAAUCAUUCCUUGUUGAGGACAGCGGUGUUUUUCUUCCGUCGUCGUCUUUGAUAGCAGCAGCAGCAGUCAUUUUUGCAGAAAAAAUCAUUGAGCAAACAUCGGCGUUAAAAAUAACUUCCUUUUGGUGAAGUGGUGGUCCAUUUGGGUGUAUUCGAAAUUCGAAAGGAAAUUGCAUCAAGAAAAACGAAUUUGCUGGAUUUUUUGGCUGUGAUACGCCUGGAAAAGUGCCGUCGCCUGGUCUGCCAGACUAACCUCAAAAAUUGAUUUUUUUUUCUGGAAGAUUUCGCCAGGUGAAAUUUCUUGCGUUCCUCAUCUGGAAAAUGGCCAAGUGGGGCGAAGGAGACCCUCGUUGGAUUGUUGAGGAGCGGCCCGAUGCCACAAACGUCAACAACUGGCACUGGACAGAGAAAAACGCCACACCAUGGUCCAAGGACAAGCUGAAAGCCCUGCUGCAGGACUUUGUCAUCAGCAGUUCCGGACAGGAGUGCAAAAUUGUGGAAAUCGAGAAAAUGGAUGGCGAAGCCACGGCCAAUAACCGAAAAGGGAAGCUCAUAUUCUUCUAUGAGUGGAACAUUGUUCUCAAAUGGAAGGGCACCGUUGACGACGAGGACGUGGCCGGCAAGGUUUCCAUCCCGAAUCUUUCGGAGGAGAACGAUGUAGACGAGGUGGAACUGACGGUUUCCGUGGACGAAUCCAACAGUGCCUCGGAGAAGCUGAAAGUGUUCAUGUACAACGUCGGACGGGACCAGCUGCGGAAGCAACUGGACACGUACAUCAAAGAAUUGAAGAGGGACUUUGCCAAAGGCCUUAUUCUGCCAAAGAAGGGCACCGAGCAGGAUGGGGCCAAUGUGGUGAAGCCGGACAAGGAAACCGUCUAUGCCAGCGGUUUCAACAAACAAAAAAUCGAACUGCAAACUGUGAUUAGCGAACCGAAGAACGUCGGCUGCAAGCUGGACGUGAAAACACUGGAAACCGUUGAGCGGUUUCAGUGCCAGGCGAACGAACUGUACGAGGCGCUCACCCGAACGGACAUGGUGACCGCUUUUACGCGGGGUCACGUCAAACUGGAUCUGUUCAAGGGUGGAGAGUUCGUACUAUUUGGAGGAAACGUCAGCGGAAAGUAUGAUGAAAUUAUUCCAAACAAAAAGAUAACUCAAACGUGGCGGUUGAAGCAGUGGCCUGCCGGACAUUAUUCUAACGUUGUGAUGGAACUGGAGCAGAAGGAGGACCACACCGAGCUGAAACUCACCCAAACACUCAUCCCAACGGCCGAAUUCGAGGCCACGAGGGCCAACUGGAACCGUUACUACUGGGACAGUAUUCGAUCCGCGUUCGGAUUCGGUAGUUUUCUGUACUAACCACUACACCACCGAGUGCCGCCCGCCGGAAGUAAGUACUGACUGCUGAGUGAGCUGAACAAAAACAAACGAACGUAGGUCGGUGAUCCGAGCAAAGUCAUUCACACGGAGUAACACAACAACACAAUUGUUUUUACACUAAACAAAGCAUCAAAGUUAGAGGUCUAUCAGCGUUUUUUGGGAUCGUUGGAAAAUUGAAAGUUUGCUAAAAAAAAAAAUGGGGGAAAGAUUGCUGUUCUUCUGGAAUGAUUCUAAACGCGCAGGACGGCGCUUCGAGGUUCGGAUGGUUGUUCUUGACUUUCCCGGCUUCUUAAAAUUCGGUACUUUAGCACGAAUCGGCACAACGCAAGUGAAGUAGAUUAUUCUCCGUUUAUUGUUUAGUUUACAACGUUAAUUUAUGACUUAGCAAAGCAGUAAAAAACUACUUUUAGUCUGGAAAGUAAAAUUUGAAUUCUUUUUUCUUUUGUCUUGCUGGUACAAACGGUCCGAGCGACUAUAAGCCUUUUGCAGACUCUGAUUGAGCGUUUUUGCGUUUUACAAACAAAGUGAGAUAACCUAAACUCCUAGGAUAAUACCCAAACCUUAAGCGCUACGUUAUUGUCGCUUCUUUGGAGAAAGAAAGUGAGAAUAAACAUUCGACAAAAGAAAA
Molecule: messenger RNA, 2019 nt
Organism: Aedes albopictus (Asian tiger mosquito)
Lineage: Eukaryota; Metazoa; Arthropoda; Insecta; Diptera; Culicidae
Product: activator of 90 kDa heat shock protein ATPase homolog 1
Exons: 3
Coding region: 333-1370 (345 amino acids)
Biological process (GO): positive regulation of ATP-dependent activity; protein folding
Cellular component (GO): cytosol
Molecular function (GO): protein-folding chaperone binding; ATPase activator activity
Source: RefSeq, a predicted model, not a curated record